Molecule: messenger RNA, 2320 nt
Organism: Bradysia coprophila
Lineage: Eukaryota; Metazoa; Arthropoda; Insecta; Diptera; Sciaridae
Biological process (GO): hemocyte migration
Cellular component (GO): membrane
Molecular function (GO): growth factor activity
Source: RefSeq, a predicted model, not a curated record
UUGAAAAUUUACUGUGAUAACGAACGCGUCGCGCGCGCAACUAUUUUUAAAACAUUUCUUUUCUUUUUCAUUUAUAUAUAUUUUCUCACCAGAAUUUUUUUAUAUAUUGUGUGUGCGCGAAUUGGUGUCUUUUCGAAGGAAUACAGAAGAGAAAAGUCGAACAGAAAGUUUUUUAUUUUCGUUUUUAAAUUGGUUCCGUUCAAAAUUCGGAACAGAAAAAAAAACAUUUUUGUUUAAUUGAUCAACUAAUUCAAUGUUCAAUCAAUUUUGUCGCACCAAGCAAAAGUAAAGAAAGAAAAAUCAUAUUUUGUAGUGCAACGUUUAAUUAUCACUAGAAGACAGUGCUACGCAAAAUAAAUAUUUCGUACUUUAUCCGUUCAAAUCGCAAAAUUUUCAACAUAUCAAACUGACCGUUCAACUUGAAAAUGAGUUAAAAAUGUAAACUCUACAAUUGAAUAAAAGUGAGCAAAAAAGUGCCGUGUCUGCUAUUGGAAAAGCAACUUUAAAAAAAGUACCCAGCCCGCGUGUGUUACAGCGAAAUCACCAACUAUGACAGCGAAGUGUAUCCAAUUGUUCACAUUGAACCUGUAUGUUUUUUACUUCUUGUUGUUGUGCAUCCACAAAGGUCUAACAAUUACCACAAAUCAUCACACACCGCUGCGACACGAAAAACAUUAUAAAUCGUCCGGCUUUCAAUCAUAUCAACAACAGCAACACCAACAUUCUCGACAUACCCCAACAGCAGGAAUCAAUGAAGCCGUUCAUGCGUUCCACCCAUCCAAUAAUUUACAUUUACUGCAUUCAUUACAAUACAAUUCACAUUACAUGAGACGUUCAACUACCACUACCACACGAAAGCCAUACACAACCAGACACAAAAAUUACAAUCAAAGUCCAUUUAAACCAAGUGCCACAUCAAAUAACCAUCAAAAUUCGUUAAAACUCCAUAACCAUUCACACAAACAACCGUUUGGAUACCACACCACACUUACAGCGAUGUCACCGCCGACGACAACGGUUGCACCUGAACAUCUACAUCGCCAUCCAUUCACCCACGAUGAACAUGUUCGAAAAGUUAACAAGGCGGAAAAUCCAUUUUUGACAACAUCGAAAUAUGGGCCAACAGCGAUACCGCAAUCAACAGCCUUAUCAAAACCAUCGACGUCCAUGCAAUCGAUAACAGAAGGCAUAAGGCGAAUACAUUCGACACCACGGCCGCCACACAGACCGGUGUAUCGUGGGAGUGAAGAACAGGAUGAUUAUUUUAAUGAAUUUAAUGAGAAAAAUUAUGAUGGAAGCGAUACGUUCAGAGCGAAAAAUUAUAGAGAAAUAAUCGCUGAUGGCAAUCGAGGGAAGGAAAUGAAUUUGAAAAAUGUUAUAAAUGAUGAUGAUGAUAAUGGGGAUAUCGCGGAAGUGGAUGAAGAAGAGGAAGACGAAGAUGAUGAUGAAGAAGACGAAUAUGAUUAUCUAGAUGAUGAAAGUACGUUGGAGGAUUCAGGCCGAGUCGGAAGCCUUACUAAUGAAAAAUGGGAAAACUAUGGAACGCGUGAGGCCGUAGACAAGUCACGUUCACAAAUUGCACAGCGUUCUCUUCAACAAAUGGCAGUUCACAAUGUAACCGCGCACAUAUCUCGAAUUUAUACGGAAGCUUUGUGCAAAUUCCCGAAACCAAAAAUUAUUCCAAUCGUGGCUGCAUCAAAAACAUACGUUCCCCAUUGUACCGUUCUGCAUCGUUGCGGAGAUGAUACUGGAUGCUGUCACACGGACGCUUUAACUUGUGUACCAAAACGAACUGCCACAGUGGAUUUAUAUUUUUAUGUCUCAACAAUGGAGAAACGCGAACCAUCCGUUGAAUAUCUAACUUUCAUCAAUCACACCGAAUGCCAUUGCUUAAGCAGACACAAUCCGGCGAAUCUGCACCGCAACAAUCCGUACCAUGUGUCACCAACCACGGCGAGCAGUUCGUCAACGGUAACCGAAAAUAACUGUCGAUGUGUGAGGCACUUUACAGUUUUUCACGAACGUGUCGAGUCCGAAGAAGAUGAAGGACUUGCGAAAACCCGUUGUCGAUGCGAUUGUGAACCGGAAAAUGUCAAUUGUGAUUGGUUGAAAAGGGGAAUGGAUGGAUUUUCCAUAGAAAAUCGACGGUGCAUUGAGGACAGACGAUGUAGUCGUCCAACAUGCCAAUAUGGUCAAUAUAACACAACGAUUGGCCGAUGCCCAAAGGUCGAAGAUAAACUGGCCGAUGCGAGGAAAUCGUCCUUCAACGAAACAUCCAGGCUACGAUUCGACUAAAUAGAAAUUAAAUUUUUACACAAAU